This is a messenger RNA of Paramormyrops kingsleyae, 2309 nucleotides long. RefSeq names its product WD repeat, sterile alpha motif and U-box domain containing 1 (gene wdsub1). Gene Ontology annotation, biological process: protein ubiquitination. The record is from RefSeq and is a predicted model, not a curated record. NCBI's taxonomy places the organism in Eukaryota, Metazoa, Chordata, Actinopteri, Osteoglossiformes, Mormyridae. Gene Ontology annotation, molecular function: protein binding; ubiquitin-protein transferase activity.
AUGACUAUUCCCACCAUAACACAGUGUGAGUCGUCGUCUUAACGUUUAGAUGAUCAGAUAAAAAAAAGUUUUCUUUUUAAUUGCAAGGUGAAACAAAUGAGGUUAUGUGUUAUAUUCACGCAGUAUUUUUACAGUAUUGUGUAAAUAUACGUAUAGCGUAAACGGCAGUGCGUGGGCAUCCCGCAGGAGCCCUGGGCGGCGUCACGUGACCGUCCUUCACCAAAACACCGAGUCGGCGACCCGGGAUCCGCAAGCCAAGGGACCGAGGCGCGCCGUGAAAAUGGUGUCCCUGGUCUGCACGCUGCAGGGCCACCGCGAUGACGUGAACUGCUGCGCCUUCUCCGUCCGCCUCCUGGCCACCUGCUCCACGGACAAGACAGUGCGCGUUUACUCGGCCGCCGACUUCUCCGAGCUGCCCUUCUCUCCACUCGCCGGCCAUGGCUACGGCGUGCACUGCUGCUGCUUCAGCCCGUGCGGCCGCUACCUGGCGUCCUGCUCCACGGACGCCACGACCAUGGUGUGGAGCAUGGAGAGCGGCGACAUCGUCGCGGUGCUCCAGCAUCCCGGCCGCAGUCCCGUUAGGGUUUGCGCUUUUGCCCCGGGCACUUCGUACCUGGUGUCGGGCGCCUCGGACGGAUCACUGGCGGUCUGGGACUUCCAGUCUAAGGCGUUACUCAAGACAGCAACUGUGGGCGAGACAGCUGUGGUGGCCUGCAGCUUCACUCCGUGUGGCCAGAUGAUGGCUACUGGGUCCACCUAUGGGGAUCUCCGGCUGUGGGACCUGUAUCUCAACCAGCUCCAUGUAGUGAAGAACGCCCACGACCUGGGGGUAGCCUGUUGCCAUUUUGCUCCUCAGGUCCAGAGUGAUGGCCAAUCUGUGCACUUUCGUUUGGGAUCCUGUGGACAGGACAGCCUGCUGAAGAUAUGGACCGUAUUGUGGCACGGGCCGGCAGGCUGUAAGCUGCGUCUCCUGCACACGCUGACGGGGCAGUCGGCACCGGUGCUGUCCUGCGCCUUUUCUGCUGACGGGCAGCUGCUUGUGUCGGGUUCGGUGGAUAAAACUGUGGCAGUUUAUGAUGCGCACCAAGGGCUCCUGCUCUACACUCUGAAGCAGCAUGAGAGGUACGUGACGGCCUGCGCCUUCUCGCCGACGGCGGCCCUGAUCGCCACAGGCUCCAUGGAUAAGACUGUGAAUGUCUGGAGGCUGCUGGACGGGAGCAGUGAGCAUGGGAAUGAGGAAAAGGCCGUUCCUGGGAGGAAAUCCGGGGGCUGCGUGACGCUGCUGGCGAGUGACUGGUCAGAAGACAACGUCUCAGCCUGGCUGUGCGAGGAGGGGCUGGAGGCGCUGGUCAGCACCUUUAAGGCCAACAACAUCGACGGCGUCGAGCUCCUUGGCCUGACGAAGGAGACCCUGACCGCGGAGCUCAAAGUCGAUUCUGUUGGCCUACGCAACAAGUUGUUGAGGAAGGUGGAGGAGCUGAAGAUGUCCAUGGUCUGUACAGGUGUCCCUGAUGAGUUUCUGUGUCCAAUCACCAGAGAGAUGAUGAAGGAUCCAGUCAUAGCAGCAGAUGGCUAUUCCUACGAGAGGGACGCGAUUGAAGGUUGGAUCAGCAGCAGAAAUCGUUCCAGUCCCAUGACAAACUUGCCUCUGCAAACCACAGUACUGACUCCAAACAGGACACUCAAGAUGGCCAUUGGUCGCUGGAAGGCCAGUCAACCAUAGAUGCUGGGAAGGUUGCAUCCAUCCAUGCAUGUUCUUUAACUGCUUACCCUAUUCAGGGUUGCAGGGGGUCCUAUGGGAGUGAGGCAGGGAACAACACAGGCUGGGGCACACUCACAUCAUUACAGGCAAUUUGCAUGUUUUCAAACUUGGGGGGGACCCCAUGCUCUACUCUUUGAUGGAGACUUGUACCCUGGUCCCAGAGGUGUGAGGCAACAGGGCUAACCACUGUGCCAGCCUGGAAAGGCUGAAUGUGUGUAAAGAUUCUAGCUUGUUUAUGCUCAAUUACCUAAAGACCUUGGACACCAUGGGGUGUUUCUUUAUUGCACCAGGUAUAGAACUGGGAAUAAGUAGAAAUUCUUUGGUAGUAAACCUUUUGGGGUACUUAUCGGUUAUACAAGUAAUCAAACAGUGUAGUAAUGAACUUGGUGUAAGUGUAGACAAAUUAAGAGACCCAAGGUAUCUAGCUGGCAUGAUGUACUUCAGCACCACUGCUUCCAUCCAUUGUCUGAAAGAUUACUUCAGUGUUGCUUUGAAAAUUAGGUCAAUGAAUUCUAGACCUACCAUUAAAUUUUUCCAUGUCACCCAA